Messenger RNA from Monodelphis domestica (gray short-tailed opossum), 2732 nucleotides. RefSeq lists its product as uncharacterized. NCBI's taxonomy places the organism in Eukaryota, Metazoa, Chordata, Mammalia, Didelphimorphia, Didelphidae. The record is from RefSeq and is a predicted model, not a curated record.
AUUAUUAUUAUUAUUCCCUCUGUUUGUGGAGAGGGGUAGGUUGGGGGAGUGGGAAGUUAACAGACUUGACUUUCCACUCUUAUCAUUUGGUCAAAUGGGAUGCUCCCAUCCACUUUGGACACUAUAGUGAACUGUUUACGUUCAGGGCAUGUGUGAGACAGUUUCUUAGAAGGGAAAGCACUGCAUUCCAUACGUACCCCUAUCUGUCCCCAGAAAAGCCCAGUAACAUAGUCACUGAACCACAGUAUUUCAGAGACGGCACCUCAAUGGGCAAUUUUCCAGACUCUAUACUACACUACAUCUAAAGCUGGUCCUCCUGCUCUGCUGGAAAGGCUCCAGAGUGAAGUCCACUUCCAUCUAGAGCAGGAUUUCCCUUUGAUUUGCCUUUAAAAAUUAGGAAUCUUGCAUAGAAACCUGCCUCUCUAAAACAUCCACCCAUUUUUCCUGGUUCUUGCCUCUAUGGCCAAAAUGGAACAAGUUCAAUUCUUUUUCCAGGUGCUAGGUGGCACUGGGCUUGGAGUCAGGAAGACCUGAAUUCAAAUCUGUCAUCAGACACAUCCUAGCUGUGUGACCCUGGGCAAGUCACUUCACUCUGUUUGCCUUAGUUUCCUCUUCUGUGAAAUGAGCUAGAGAAGGAAAGGACAAACCACUAGGAUCUUUGCCAAGAAAACUCCAAAAGGGGUCAUGAAGAGUUAGACACUGCUGAAAAUGACUGCAUAACAAUCUCUUUUCCAUCAACAUAUUUUUUCAGUGCCUAGCACUGUGCCACAUGCCAGGGGUAUGAAAGUAAGCCAAGCCUUUACUUACUGGAGAGGGAGGUGCAAGUACACAGCUCAAUGAUGAUGGGCCUAUACAAGAUAUUUAUAAACAGAUACUUGAAGAUAGCUCCCUUGCCCCCUCUGAGGCUUCUAUUCACUAGACUAAACAUUCCCAGUUCCUUCUGCAAGUCUUUCCCUGAUGUGAAUUCUUUAAGAUCCACCUUAUCCGCACCUUCUACCCCCACCAACAUCAUAAAAGGGCAGCUUCUGAAAAGCGAGAUGAAUCAGGGACAUCGGCUAGGCUUCAGUUUCCCAGUCCAUAAAGGGUGGGGUUGGACUAGACUACUAGCUAGGGGGUUUUCCCUUGAAGGAGCACAAGUGGUACAAUGAAGCAGCAAUCCCCCACCUUCACCCCUACCCCCACCCCCUAGUGGAUAGAAGUCACGUGAGUCAGGACCGGAAGGGGAGGGGUCUCAAAUGCUCUGAGCAUGUGCAAAGUGCUCCCCCCCACUGUGGGGGUGAGGCAAUACCCAACCCUUUAAAAACCUCCUUCUCACUUCCGCUCUUCAUUCGCCAUUGUGACUCGCUGGAGUUGCAGAUCCGUUGCAGUUAACUCGUGAGGUGUGGUGCCGGAGGGGCACAGUGCCUCACGAGAGGGUAGCAGUUAGCAGUUAGCACAAGCCUCCAGGAGGAGGUGGGGACCUGGAGCCCACGAAGUUGACCAGCUGACUGGUGAGAAGCCGACCACCUGACUGCUGGUGGCAGUUCCCUUCAGAAGGAGCAUCAGCAGCCGCCGCCACCUCAACCACCACAACCCCCAGCGUCUCACCGGCACUCAGAACCCCGUGCUAGCAGCGCCGCGCCGAGCUCAGCCAAGUAAUCUUGCCUUUGGAGACCCGCGAGGAGCAGACAGCGAACACUGAGCCUUGCGGGGUGCUGCCCACCUGUGUGCUGCAGCGAUGGCUUUCCAAGUGCCCGACGGCUCUCUCCCUCCCCCUUAUAUCCCUGUGGUGCAGGUCCCCGUGGCUGCCGCACCUCCUGUGCUGCCUGUCUUGGCACCUCCCCCUGUAUGCUGUGUGACCCCCAUUCACCCUCCCCGUUGGCUUCUGACUGAGCGCUUCCAAAUGCGCGCUCUGCGGCCUAGAAGCUUUUCCUGUAUGUGCCACAAUCCUCGUGUUGCUGGGCAAGGUGCACCUCGUGCCACUGCCCUUUCCACCCUGGAGAUCCUGAGCCAAGGGGCCGCUCCUCUGCGGCGCAGGGGCCCUGCUCCUGCUGCUGCCCGCCCCCGGGGGCUUCCCUCCGUGAUUGCUGCGGCACAGGAGCCCCUUCCUAUAGGCAACGUGGCUACCUAUGUGCCCUUGUAUGAUUACUUCUAUGUGGGAGCCCAGUCAUAUGUUCUACCUGCCCAGGUGGGUGUCAUCCCACAGGUUAUUUCGGCUCCCAUUGCAGUACCUUAUGUGCUGCCUGCUCAGGCAGUUGCACCUCCAUUAGUGCUGCCUGUGCCCCCAGAAGCUGCUCCACAAGCACUUCUAGGAGAGAGGCCCUCCACAGCUAUUGCUACCCAGGAGCCCUCACAGGAUGCUUUGGGUAUUUGUGUUCCACUCCAUGUGGUGCCUGGCCCUAGUGUUACUCCACAAGGGCUUGUCUCUCGGAACCCAGUUUCAUAUGUUGCCUCCCGCAAGUAAGACCUAUAAGUAAGAAAGAGUACCUGCAAGCAUAUUGCCUUAACACGAUUACAGGUUCCCCUUUGUGUAUAUGAUUUAUUCUUAUUUUUUUCUUUUUUGAGAGUUUCUUCACAUGUGUAUUCUAGCGAUGUAGGUUCCAUUUUUGGAUGACCCCUGUUUUUUAGGUACACUCACUUCACAUUGAGUAUAUAUGUCUUUCCAAGAGAGCGUACCUCAGGUUUAUGGGGGCAAAUGUUCUGAUGUUACUACAUUUAAUAAAUUUUAUUCCAUUAAAUGCCUUUUCUUCACA